Molecule: messenger RNA, 1492 nt
Organism: Cucumis melo (muskmelon)
Lineage: Eukaryota; Viridiplantae; Streptophyta; Magnoliopsida; Cucurbitales; Cucurbitaceae
Product: altered inheritance of mitochondria protein 32-like
Exons: 5
Coding region: 3-1217 (404 amino acids)
Source: RefSeq, a predicted model, not a curated record
AAAUGAGAUUGAAGAACGCGAAGACAUCCAAUCCCCUCUCCUUCCGCGCUCCACUCACUCUCUCUUCAUUGCCAUUCUCCACAUUCUUUGUUUCUCUUCUCACAAUCUCCCACCUCUUUUUCUCCAUGGCCUCCGACAACCUUUCCUCCGUUUCCGGCGCCGCCGAUGACGACAACUAUGGAUUCCGUCGUGAGGAGAUGUAUCAGAGCAACCUUGCCGGCACUGUCAGCGCCUAUGAUCGCCAUGUAUUUCUCUGCUACAAAACUCCUGAGGCCUGGCCCUCGCAUCUCGAAUCUUCUGAUUGCGACCUUCUCCCUAAGCUCCUCUCUGCCGCUCUCAAAGCGCGCAAGGAUGAUAUCUCUCUCAAGACGAAGCUGACGAUGUUCUCGGGACGUUAUGAAACUGGAUUUUCGGAUGGAGAUCUGUUGAUUUUCCCCGACAUGAUCAAAUACAGUGGGUUGAAAGAUUCAGAUGUGGAUGGCUUUGUUGAUGAUGUGCUUGUGAAUAAUAAACCCUGGGCAUCUGGAGUCCCAGAGGUUUUCACCGGCUCGCACGUGUUUGUGUGUGUUCAUGCUAGUCGAGAUCGGAGAUGUGGUGUCUGUGGACCCAUUCUUGUUCAAAAGUUGGAUGAAGAGAUUGAAUUACGAGGACUGAAGGAUCAGGUUUAUGUUAGUCCAUGUUCACACAUUGGAGGUCACAAGUAUGCCGGAAACUUGAUCAUAUACCAACCUGGUACGGAUGGGAAAACUACCGGUCAUUGGUAUGGAUAUGUAACUCCAGAAGAUCUCUCUGAAUUGUUUGAACAGCACAUUGCAAAGGGCGAGGUCGUGGAAAGACUUUUGAGAGGGCAAAUGGGCACAAAUCCUGAGGAAGUCCAAAAGGAAGGUGAACAAAAGCUUCCAAAUGGAGAAGAUUCAAAGGAAAGCAAGGUUGAAAUUAAAGAAAAUGGCAAUCAAAGCAAAGUGGAAACAGUAGCAAGCUGUUGCCAGGGCAGCAAUGGAUUCACUUGUUGCAGAGAUGAAAGCUCAGGGAAGAGUAGCAGCAUUGAAGAAAGGUCGAAAGAAAUUUCAAACGAUGAACAGGUCCCGACGACGGCAAGUAAAUUUUCUUGCUGGACAGGAAAGUGGGAACAAAGUGAAAUCCUUACCGCUGUUGCCGUGGUUGGAGCUGUAGCCACUGUUGCUGUUGCCUAUAGCAUCUACAGGAGAUCAGGGUAAAGUAUAAACGAUAUGUUUAUGUUUAAGCAUUAAAGUGUUUGUGCACUGCUUUUUCCUUUUCUUUUUGGUGGUAGAUUUGGUGAUAUUGGUAAAGAUGAAGAACUUUGACGAAUUAGAAAUAUAGAUAGUAAAAUGAUAUUAACAGGGAUGAUCCAAGCAAAAACUAGAGAGUGUAUUGUUUUAGCUCUAUUGCUUUCAAGGAUCAAAAUUAUUUGUUUAUUUCAAUACUCAUACAAAUCAGGAAUAUCAUAUUUGUUGGAUGAUUAAUGAUUUCA